CGGGGCAAGUGAGAAAUAUCAGUGAAACGUAGUUCUAAUCAUCGCGUGUGUCAGUGCUAAGUAGGAUGCCUUAAAGGCAAUAACUUGCGAAGCAGCAAGUUAAACCAUCAAAGGGUUAACUAUUUAGGGUGAGGUUGGUGAAUACCGACCAAGGGAGAACAACAACCGGAAACUCGGGUACAACAACUAUUUCAAAUUGCGCGCCUAAGCUUGCCACCAACACGUCAUUCAUCUCGGUGAAGACCAUGUUAGCAACAGGGCUACAAUCAAGACGAAAUCUUAAAAUUUGGAACAGCUGAAUGUAGAGUAGUCCAAAUCCCGCAUAUUGUCACAGCUUCUAGUCCCUUAGGUGAUCAGCUGAAAUGUCUUUCCUUGCCAGGCCUCUAAUCCACCAAUGGAGUGUGGGAUCUGCCAUGAAAUUCUGGACGAGGAAGAGCGUUGUCCUCUCCUGCUUCCUUGUUACCACUCUGUCUGUGCAACCUGCAUCGGGAUGCUCAUAGAUAAAGGCUCAAAACUCUGUCCCUUCUGUCGCGAGGCUUUCGAUGGUACAUCUACAAAGUGCUUUAGCCCUAAUUUCGCCUUGCUUGAUAUGGUGAAAUAUGUGAACAGAUUAGAAGAGGUCAAUGUACGACCUUUGCCUAAAAUGAGGAAGAGACGAGCUUUUGAGGAAUGGUUCAAUGGUAUUGAAAAUGACAUUGACAAAAUUUGUAGUGAAAACAAAGUAACUUGUUGCGAUAUUGAAAACUUAAUGGAAAGAAAUUCAAAACUAGAAAAAGUACUAAUAGUCUCCAAUAAACAGAUAGAUAACGAAAUUACAAGAGACUUGAUGGAAACCAAGAAAACUAAUGAAAAGUUGCUCACAUACAUCCAAGAAGUGAAUGAGGCCCUGAAGAAUAUCCUUUCUGUGGCUAAAGGAAGACAGCUUGACCUGGAAGAGAUGCAAAGCAACUUGAAGCCAACUGAGGAUUUCAUCUCGGCUUCACAGUUAUUGGACGAAGCGGAGAAAAGCAGUCACAAACAGAAGGAGGAACUGAUGAAAGAAAAGGUGUUAGUCAAUGGAUAUAAGAACCACACCAAUAUAAUAGCCAAGGUGGCUGAGAGACAUAAGAGCAACUUGACUGUUAUAAGUGGAGCCCUGUCAUCAUGCAUAGCGAUUGAAGAAGAAGAGGUGGAAUUUCAGAAAAGUCUGAAUAAAAAAAUUUUAACGUUACAAUGGACCAACAGGAGCGUGCGAUAUAUGUUAGAAGAAAAGUUCCAGAAUUUUGUCAGUGCAGUUCAGAGGGCAGUCAUCACGGUGGGCAACAGCAGAAUUUUGAGGUCUUUGUUUGAGGAGAAGUUGCCAAUGUUGGGUGCUACAGUUAACGAUGCUGUCAUUUCUCCAGUGAUGAAUAUCAACAAAGUGACGCUUUUGCAUGAGGUAAAGCAGCAGGUGUUAGAUAAAGCAAUGCAUUUAAUAAGGAAUUACCAGGCAUGGACAAGGGUGAGGGCGAAUACACAAAGAGGAGAAUAAAUCUGAAGCAAUUCAAAGCAUAGAAGAUUAGAGAGAUGUAAUGUAGGAAAACAAGAGAGAGCCUAUCGAACCUUUUGAUGUUCUGAAAGUAACUUUUAGAAUUGCUGUUCACAAGUACUCAAAUAUCAUGUAGAACUAAAUCAGGCCCUUUGCCUUUGAUAUUCAAUUCCGGUAAAGUUUGCAGAAAGAAAUUAUCUCGUCUGUGCCACAUGUGAAUGUAAGGUAAUCUGAAAGUUCCUUUGUCUGUGGUGAGAGAUUGAGUCUUAUAGCAGUCAUUCUUACCCUUUGUUAUUUGGAAUCCUGGACUCUAUCAUGUUCAUUUAUCUUUGAAACUGCUUGGGCGAUUUUGUUAUUUUAAUAUAAAAGAAUGAAUAAUUCCUAUUCUAAAUUUUCUGGGUAUGAGGAGAUGUGUGUGACAAAAUUUGGUCAAUAAAGUACUUUCAAUAUUUGAUCUUGGAUGGUCACCUUGUUAUUUUGUACAAUCAUUCUAGCUAGCUAAGUAUGAGAGUUGGGAAGCAGUGAACUUGGUGUUGUUAUCCUAUUUUUGUGUCCAUAAUAAUACCAGCCAUGAAUUAAUAAGAUAUAAAGAUUGAAUAUAAUUUGUAAUACAGAUUUUCUUUAUUUCUGUUUAAAGAAUGUGGUUAACAGGAAGUCGUAAUGUUUUGCCUUCAUUUAUAUUGAAGAAUGAAUGAGUAAUGACUGAAUAUCAUCACCAGUAUCAUAUAAGAGUGUUUAAGUGAAACUGAAGAACAUUAAAAAGUUUCUUCAGUAACACACUGCAACAUCGUGUGUCACUGUUACUUCUGUCUUUUGUAUGUUUCUCGGUGCUAAAAAGUUGUGAUGCAUUUUCUGAUUUUGUGAAAAUACAACACCUGCUAUUUUAACGUAAAGUAACAAAAGAUGGUAGAGCUUGAAAUGACAUCCUUCAUAGUUUCAGAGACUCUGGGAGCCGGUGAAAGUACAAGGACCUUUGCUCAAGGGUUGUUUGGACAGGUUCAAAAGUGUCAUGGGAAGUUCUGUAAUAUGAUACUGAAAGUUUAUAGUCCAGAACUGAUAGUAAAACGAAUCCUGAACAGUCAUCUGUAUAAAGGGCAACUGGUUUUCCUGACUUUAGUUUCAUGUAUUGAAGUAGCUGUCACUCCUUAUUUCAUAUAAGUGGGUUUUUGUAAGAUUUUAGCGAACUCAUUUAUUUUGGUUUGCAUGAUAUAUUUAAUUAUGUACAUGUGUUUUUACUUCAUAAAGAGCUGUUGUCCUACCAUAUAAUCACAGAAUAUUUUAACAUUAGGUACUACUGAACAUAUUACUAUAUACUUUACAGAUGUAAUUUUAAUAUUUUCAUAACAGACUAACAGAGUCCUAUUUUACAGAAUUCGUCAGCAAUAGUAAGAAAUACUACAUACCCUGUAGUACAUAGUACAUAGAAAAGGUACAUUGCAAUACGCUACUACUAUACAGUAACAUGGAAUGGAGGUAUGUACAUAUUGUAGAAGACACCAAAAGGAUUAAAGGUAAGGCUUUCAUUAUUUUACAUUACAGUAGAUUGUACCAAAGUUCUACUGAAGUAAAUUCUAAACAUAAAAUAUAGUUUUAAUUACGGCGUUUCAGUGGCGAAACUUCGGCACCGAUAACCAGUUGUUGGCGCUAUGAGCAUUUUUGGUGUCUGUGGAUUUUACUUUCAGUUAAUGACUAUUUUCAGUUAUCAUAACCCCAGCGCGCGCACACACACAGUAAUGGGCUGACCUUGGGGCUCAAGUAUACAUGAUGAAGGGAGUAAUGGUGAAAGGCAUCCCCAUCCUGAAACUGUUUGUUGUAAAUGAGGCGUCUCCCCGACACCUCUUAAGUCUUAGUUUCAAGGGUAAAAAAAAUAACUGGUUACCGGUGCCGAAGUUUUGCCACUGAAACGCCGUUUCAGCUCCGUAAUUAAAACUAUGUUUAUGUUUAGAAUUUACUUCAGUAGUACUUCGGUACAAUAUCCUGUAUUAUAAAAUGAUGAAGGCCUUUCCUUUAAUCCUUUAUUGUCUUCUACAAUAUGUACAAUACAUACCUCCAUUUCAUGUUACUGUAUAGUAGUUGCGUACCGUAAUCCACCUUUUUUUUGUAGUGCGUACUACGGGGUAUGUAGUAUUGCUUACUGUUGCUGACAAAUUCUGUAAAGUAGGAUCGAACUGUGUUAGUCUGUAAGGAAAAUAUUAGAAUUACAACUAUAAAGUAGUAUAUAGUUGUAUGUUCAUUAGUAUUAAAGUAGAGUAUAUAUUGCAGUACAUAAUGUAACUGCGCUUCUGCAUAGCAGAAGUACAUUUUGUUAUAUAUACUACUACCAUGUAGUAUAUGUAGUACACUACUUACUAUACAAAGUGAAAAAAACGUGAGUACUAUUUUCUUGUUUUGGCAGGCUACCCUACACAAGAGUGUAGCCUACUAGUAUACUCUACUGUCCUGUAUGCAGCUAUAAAUGAAACUAUUUUAUAAAACAAUAUGUACUAUACUAAUAGUAAAACGUAUAUAAAUUUGAAAAGUGAAGAAUUUCUUACUUAAUAUCAGUGAAUUCCUGUUGAAUAGGUUGUGGGAGAUAGAGAUGUGCAUUACGUGGUACAUUAUGUAACAUUUAUACAUAUAUUAAUAUAGUACUGUAGUUGUUGAUGAAUUCUGUACAGUAGGUUCAUUUUAGUCUUUCGUAAAAAAAAUUGGAUUUAGUACUGUGUAGUUAAGUAUUGUAUAUGUACACAGUAUAUGUAGCUACUAGGGCGUACUGUACUAGUUCAUAAAAUUGUUAGAUAUGUACAGAAGUAUAUACCAAAUAAAAAAAGUGAAAACUUA
Macrobrachium nipponense is the source of this 4327-nucleotide messenger RNA. RefSeq names its product E3 ubiquitin-protein ligase rnf168-like. The record is from RefSeq and is a predicted model, not a curated record. NCBI's taxonomy places the organism in Eukaryota, Metazoa, Arthropoda, Malacostraca, Decapoda, Palaemonidae. The coding region runs from base 395 to 1510 and encodes 371 amino acids. Gene Ontology annotation, molecular function: metal ion binding. The transcript has 6 exons.